AUGCCUCCUCUGUCGGCAUACACUUCGUUUGAGUCCCUCCUGUUCUUCCAGUCUCUAGCAACUUCGGAUUCCCGACCAACAAGCUUCGGCACAAUCUCAACCCUCCUGCGCAACAACCAGCUGGUGCGCGAGAAUGUCGAUUUCGAUGCCGAUCGCCUGACCCCGGAGGCGCUGGAAGAUCUCUAUGCGACGUUGAUGCGCGAUGGAUUCAGCCGUGAUAGUGCGCCCUCGGUCAAUGGACGACCCUCAGAUACCUCUAGUCCGCCUAAUCCGAAGAAACGCAAAAUCUCCAGUCCGCGACCAGAUGGAUUGACCGGAUUCACCCAUGCCACGCUCGUCCCGGAGUUAGUGGCACACCUUUAUGCCAAAUACAGGGAUCUAGUCACCAGGGAAAUCAGGGACGACGAGAAAAAAUAUACCGAAAUCAGGGCUGAGCUGGAACGGCUACAGCAGGAGGACGCAAAAUCAGCCGCUGCGGCAGCUACAGCACCCACACCCGUGAAGCCGGUGCCCAUCGAAGUGAAGGAUGCUGGUCUAAAGGAAGAGACGCUGCAUCCACAUGUACAAGAUCCGACAGGUCAACCUCUUGCGACGACCGUCCCGCUCGCCCAGGACAAGGCAAAGCCCGAACCGCAGCAUAUCGCAACCAAUGUGCCCCCUACGACAAAUGUGCCUCCGAAAACACACGUCCCUCCUGUGACCCAAACUCAAGCUCCAAUUCCCCAAUCGCAAACCCCAACACCCAACCCGCAAGACGUAGCUGGGCAAGCACCUCAACCACAGCCGACCACUCAACCCCUACCAAAACCCUCCAUCCAACCUCCACUUGCUCCAGCUAUCCAGAAAGCCCCUCCAACCACACCAGCCGGACCGCGAGUCACACCGGCACAUCCGUCACAAAUCGCACCUCGUGCUAAUCCCGUCCAACCUGCGCCCAUUGCUACGGGUAAGGCUGGCCCGUUGGCGCCGGCGUCCCAGCGAACACCCGCUCAGCCGAGUUUCCAGCAGUGGCAGCUGGAUCCUUCCCCCCACUCACCAUACCCGGCCGUCUCCCCAGGUGCUGCUACACCUCAAGUAGCUCAGGCCACUACCAAGCGACCUGUACCACUUUCCGUCAACCCACCUUUGCCAGGACCACAAGCCCAAACUCCCCUCCAACCUCUUGUUCCACAAACUCCUAGCGCCAUCCCAUCUACAACUCAUACACCUGUCCCGAUUGGCCGCCCGCGUGUUUCCCAAACCCCCAGUGCCACCUUCCCCUCUUUCUCCGAAUCGCGCGGCUCCCAUCCACGCCUGUCAAUUGACACACAAGGCUCCUCCACACCAUGGAAGAGAACUCCUCGCCCGAGGGUUUCGGUCUCUCCAAGCUCGCCGCCACGGCCACGGCCGGAGGAUGUGAGUCCCAUCAGUGAACGAGGCGACUCACCCAUUGAUGCGAUGGAAAUGUCACCUCCCCCGAGAAUCAAUCUAGGCCAACGAGCUCCAUCUACAGAAGACAAGAAACCACGACGUGGCCAGGCUGACACCAAACCCGCCCCUAUCAUCAAGACCGAGAAACUAGCCUCAAUUCGGAGGACACGUGCCGUAAGCUCGGGUUCUUCACGGAGUCGCGGGCGAUCCAUGGCUUCGCGCGAUGGGUCUGUUGCACCAUCGGAAGACACUGUACGCGAAUCGCGAGCAACGGGCCGCCGAAAGGGUGCAGCUGCUACCGCCGACGAGGAGACACCCAAACCGCGGAUAAAACGCAAACGCGGCGCAAGUGAAGCAUUAGAAAUUGAACCGCACCCCGCCGAUAUCCCCAGAUUCGACACAACUCAGUAUGUCAUGGCUACGCGCAACUUCCACCGGACCGCGGCACCCAUUAUGAACGAUGUAGCCACUCACAAGCUCGCGUCUAUCUUUGCCAAGCCAAUCAGCGAGCGCGACGCCCCUGGCUAUCACGAUCUCAUCUAUCGACCAUCUGAUCUCAAGUCAAUCAAAUCUGCCAUCCACCAGGGAAGCAAAGCCGUCGCCACAGCAGGAGAGUCAGCCAGCACCCCAGCCGGGGAUGGAGAGUCUCCGGUUCCUGGCGGUACACCAUCCAAAGGCGGCAUCCUAAUGUUACAGAAGAGUGAGGACUUCGUCCCACCCAAGGGAAUUGUGAACUCCGCACAACUGGAGAAAGAGCUUAUACGCAUGUUCGCCAACGCUAUCAUGUUCAACCCAAUUCCCCAGCGAGGAUUUGGACCCGCCUUCCCCAUGUCUAGUGACCGUGGUUCGCGUGAGAGUACCCAACUGGGCGAUUCCGACGAGGGUGGUAUCAUCCAGGACUCGCUGGAGAUGUUUGAGGAUGUUCAGCAGGCUGUUACUCGAUGGCGGGCUGCUGAGCGCACUGCUGAUGAAUUGGCUAAUAAGAAUGUCCUCUCUCUUCGCCGUGGAAGUGCCAGUGAUUUCAACACUGACAGUACUGAUGAUGUGAAAGGGUGA
Molecule: messenger RNA, 2466 nt
Organism: Penicillium concentricum
Lineage: Eukaryota; Fungi; Ascomycota; Eurotiomycetes; Eurotiales; Aspergillaceae
Exons: 1
Coding region: 1-2466 (821 amino acids)
Cellular component (GO): NuA4 histone acetyltransferase complex
Molecular function (GO): protein binding
Source: RefSeq, a predicted model, not a curated record